Messenger RNA from Cucurbita moschata (crookneck pumpkin), 1307 nucleotides. Its product is annotated as ATP-dependent Clp protease proteolytic subunit 5, chloroplastic-like. The transcript has 9 exons. Gene Ontology annotation, biological process: protein quality control for misfolded or incompletely synthesized proteins. The record is from RefSeq and is a predicted model, not a curated record. Lineage: Eukaryota; Viridiplantae; Streptophyta; Magnoliopsida; Cucurbitales; Cucurbitaceae. Gene Ontology annotation, cellular component: endopeptidase Clp complex. Gene Ontology annotation, molecular function: ATP-dependent peptidase activity; serine-type endopeptidase activity; ATPase binding. The coding region runs from base 147 to 1043 and encodes 298 amino acids.
UACUUGCUCGACCCAUCUUCUUCUUCUUCUCUAGAUAAGACCUCUUCGGACGUUGCUCCCAACUCACGCCGGACACUAAUUCUCCAUAAUUUCUUCUUCCUCUAUUGCUUUGCGCUGAGAUUUUGUUGGAACCUUUAGCUCCGACAAUGGCCCAUACUUUCGCCUACACGUCUGCCUCGUCUUUCCGAUUAAACUCCCUCGUUUCAGUUCCGAAUUCUAGCUCCUCUUCCGAGUCCCACAAGCUCUUUCUUCCUGUUCUGCCUUUUCAUUCGAGGAAACUAGGAAAAAUAGUUGGUGGUAGAAGAAACCUCAAGAAUUCUCUAGUCAAAGCCAUCUACUCAGGCGAGUUUUCAUCACUGGGUAGGAAUUGUCGCCAAGGCAUUUGGUCUAUAAGGGAUGAUGCUUAUGCGCAAGGGCAAGGUCCUCCUCCAAUGGUGCAGGAACGCUUCCAAAGUGUUAUAGGCCAGCUUUUUCAAUAUAGAAUUAUUCGUUGUGGGGGAGCCGUUGAUGAUGAUAUGGCAAAUGUCAUUGUCGCUCAACUUCUAUACCUUGAUGCUGUUGAUCCCAAUAAGGAUAUUGUAAUGUACGUAAAUUCCCCUGGUGGAUCAGUUACGGCUGGUAUGGCCAUUUUUGACACUAUGAUGCAUAUUAGACCCGAUGUCUCUACUGUCUGCGUGGGACUCGCAGCCAGUAUGGGAGCUUUCCUGCUUAGCGCUGGAACUAAAGGAAAAAGAUACAGCUUGCCAAAUUCAAGGAUAAUGAUCCAUCAGCCUCUCGGUGGUGCUCAGGGUGGACAGUCUGACAUUGAUAUUCAGGCAAAUGAAGUGUUGCAUCAUAAGGCAAAUCUUAACGGGUAUCUUUCCUACCACACUGGUCAAAGUCUUGAUAAGAUUAACCAGGAUACGGAUCGCGAUUUCUUCAUGAGCGCUCAAGAAGCUAAAGAAUAUGGACUUAUAGAUGGAGUUAUAAUGAAUCCCCUCAAAGCUUUCAAACCUUCAGCAGCUGCAUCUGCCACCAAAGACUUGCCAGGUUCAACAGAUUAGUUCAUCUUGUAGAUUUAUAAGCGAAAACCAUCUUAGUUUAUGAAGAUUUUGACCAUUAACAACAUGGCUUCCAUGCCCCCUCUGGUUGGGUGGGAUGACAAGAAUGAUGUUGGCCUAACACUUGGCAAUAUUUAUUCAAUAUUGUGAAAAGAUGCCGCCGACCCAACAAAAAGGCUGCAUUAUUAUGUAGUCACUGUCUUGAUUGUGGAUUAAUGUGCAUUAGGUUUCAAUGAAUUUCCAAUGCAUUCGGUAGCUUUCCCUAUA